ACAAGUUAACUUAAAUUAUUGUGCUGCUUCAAAAUUACAGUUCUUACAAUGGGAUUAUUGGAUUUUAAAUUUAAAUUGCAGUAUUGGCCUAUCCUGUCGUCUUCUUGGCUAAGUUUUACAUACUUUUCAACGUAUUGUAUAGCUGUCUAUAAACAAGAUGUAUCUCCAAUAUUUCCUUACAUUAGCGACACCGCAGCAAAACCCUGGGAAAGUUGUUAUUUUGCUCAAAUGCAUAACAUAGGUGCCUUAUUCACUUUAAUAUGUAUGAUUAUAAGACACAAAUUAGUAGAAUUAUACUUUAAUGAAGGCCAAAUCUCACUUCGUCUCAGAAAAGUGAAUAAAUUCUCGUUAAUUUUUGGUUUUCUCGGAUGUUUGGGCAUGAGCUUGGUGGCCAAUUUUCAAGAAACUAGUGAAAUUUUUACACACUUACUUGGAGCUUUUCUUGCAUUCUUUUGUACAUCGAUAUAUUUUCAAAUUCAGACAUACAUCUCUUGGAAAACCGACAUAAGCUUAGAAGUUAAGUUCGUUAGACUAAUUUUAAGCGCAUUACUAUUUCCUUUCUACACGUCUACAACUAUAGGAGCAAUGGUAGCAGUAUUAAAAUUUAAAGGAACAAAUGUUUUAAAAUGGGGAAUAGAAGAUGGUGGCUACUAUUCACAUUUAGUGUCGACUUUUUCUGAAUGGAUUUUGGUAGGACUAAUGAUGAUUUAUACAUUUUCUUGCAGUGAUGAAUUCAAAAGAAUUAAGUUUGAAGGAUUAAACUUUAGUUUAAAGAAAAAGAAAAGUGAUGAAAUUAUUAAUUAAUAUUGUAUAAAUAUUAAAUAUAUUAUUUUGUCCAUUUUUCUUGGACUAUGAAUUCAGGUUCUAUAAUGACAAUACUUUUAAACUCCCCUGUACAUGUGGCCGCAAAUAAAAUUGUAAAUAUUGCCAUUAUCCAUUCUGCAACAGCACUAAUUAUAUGGUACAUAAACCCAU
Messenger RNA from Brassicogethes aeneus, 975 nucleotides. The record is from the annotation of a GenBank genome assembly. NCBI's taxonomy places the organism in Eukaryota, Metazoa, Arthropoda, Insecta, Coleoptera, Nitidulidae.